This is a messenger RNA of Panthera uncia (snow leopard), 3327 nucleotides long. RefSeq names its product bestrophin 3 (gene BEST3). The transcript has 2 exons. Bases 185 to 520 code for a protein of 111 amino acids. Lineage: Eukaryota; Metazoa; Chordata; Mammalia; Carnivora; Felidae. The record is from RefSeq and is a predicted model, not a curated record. Gene Ontology annotation, molecular function: chloride channel activity.
CUGCCCAUUUUUGCCAUCAAUAUUUGAAUUCUAAUACCCACUUACUGGGUGCUAUGACAUUGCCAGGCACAAAUUACAUUUUUAUUUUUUUUUGGAGGGCAAAGUCAUAAGUAUGGAUAAGAACAUAUUUUUACACCCCGAUCCCUGAAGAGGCUGAAAUUCUGCUAAAAGCAUCAGUGUCAACAUGUCUGCUAUAAGAAAUUGCUUUACAGCUUCCUGUUAUUUUACAGGGUUUUAUGUUACUCUGGUAGUGAACCGAUGGUGGAACCAGUUUGUGAACCUGCCCUGGCCAGACAGGCUGAUGUUCCUCAUCUCCAGCAGUGUUCACGGAAGCGACGAACACGGGCGCCUGCUCAGAAGGACCCUGAUGCGCUAUGUGAAUCUCACGUCCCUGCUCAUCUUCCGCUCGGUGAGCACGGCUGUGUACAAAAGGUUCCCUACGAUGGACCAUGUGGUUGAAGCAGAAAGAACCGGCAACAAACCCAUUCUGCCUCCAAGUUUUGAGAUGCAGUGCUUUUAGUUCUUCUGCUAAGAGAGGCUCAUUUGCACACUCUGCUUUAAAAGCUAAAGACACCUGCCUUGGCUUCAGCUGAGGCAAAAUAGACAAACCAUGCAACAGGCAAAAUCCAUAAAGACUGGCGUAUUAUCAGUGGACACAAUUAGGCUUUUGGCUUGAGGGCUGUAACAUUUUGCCUUAAAGGAGCAGGUCUCACUUACUCCACCAAACCACAAUUCAAGUCGCAAGUAAACACUGUGUGCGUGAGUGUGUGUGUGUGUGUGUGUGUGUGUGUGUGUGUGUGUUACCUUGGUUUGAAAUAUUAAGGAGGUUUCCUGGGAUAAGCAGUAUGGAAAUUGCCGAACAGAGCUGAACUGGCCAGAAAGCCAGAAGGAAAAGAGAGCAAGGAAGUUCUGGGCAGAUACAACAGCAAGAUGAAAUAGUAACGCCAGGGGUGUGGACAGGGCCCGAGGGAGCACGGCAUGAAGACUGACAUAUCAAGGUCAUGGGGUUGUGUGAGGACCGGCCAGUUAACAGUGCUACCAAACUGUGGCGAAUCAGUGCCUGUGGUUCACAUAGUCCUAGAGAUGAGGAUUAUGACCACAUUCUGAAAAACAUCACUGGCCUGUGGUGAUAAUGACCUGACGUGCUGAUGAGGAUAACCUUCCAUUUCAUAAUAAAUGUUCUUUCAAUUGAUUUAACCAACAAUCUAUAGAUUUCCUUUUGAUUGCCCGAUACCUUGAUUUUCAAAGAAAGGGUUUACUUUAGAUGAGAUGUGUGACCCUGAAGGGAAUAACAAAAAUCACCCUGCCUGUGCGCUCUUGCAGGACGCGUCAGUGUCUCGUCAUUCAUCUUCGGUAUUCAUCAUCGUCAUUAGUGUCUUGUCAUUCAUCUUUCACGGAGCCUAGCAAAGCACUCAGUAUGUUUGGGCUAAAAAUUAAAAACCACCAGCUUUCCUUGCUCUACAUGUCCCCUCCCAAUUGGUGGAUGUGCUGUAUGGGGGAGGACCUAACUCUAGCUUUAGUGCAUGCGCUGAAUAAACCCUCACUCGGCAUAUUGCAUUCUGCUAAGCCAGAAAAAGAACUCACCAGCACAAUUUGAUCCAUACUCCUGAAUAAAAAAUAACCAGAGGUAAAGUUAUUCUUGGGUCAAAUGACAGCGAUUGCAGCCAGGAUAUAAAUGGGGUAAUUUUUGAAAAUUGCAGUAGAAAUCCCAAGAAUAAAACUGCUAGACAAUUGACAUGAAAUCUCCAAGAACAGGCUUCUAGGUAAAGGGUGACCCAUUGCCUCAAAUCUUUAAGUACAGAGCCAGGACAGGUCAAGUUUAUUAACUUCUCAUAAUAAGGUUUACUCACGCUCUGCAAGUCUUUAAAAAGAAAAAAAAAAAAAGCAGAUUAUCUGGAUCAUGCAAAAACUUGAGACGUACUGAGAAAUAAGAAAAGAAUGAUCAGGCUCAUUGUUAUUUUGGACAUCCGGAGAAAGUCCAAUUCCUCAGGGAUGGGCAGAACCACCACCCCCCUUCUAAGCUAACAUAAAUAACCUGAGUAUUAUCUAAAAUGAGUCUCGUGUUGGUAAAUAUUGGCUUUGUAGUUGAUACUCUGUUUACUUCAAAUACUGAACAAAUAGGAUCUUCAUUCGGUGGGGCAGUGAUUUUCAAAUAUUGCGGUGUGCUAGAAUUUGCGGCAGAGUUUGGUACAUGUGUGACUGCCUGUAUCCAAUUCCAUUAAGUCAAUCAGGAAGAUUUUACAUGGAUGCUGAUGCCCGGAUUCACUGUAGACCAAUAGAAUCAGAAUCUCCAGGGAUAAGGCCAAGACAUUGGUAUUUGCUAAAAGUACCCACAUGAGACCCUAGGGUGAAGACCUGGGUUGAGAACUUCAGCACUACUGAGUCCGAUUUAGUAGGAAAGGGUGGAGCCUCACCCUCUCCAUGUGUAAUAGAUGUCACAAGUGACUCGGGUACCCAUGAUCUGUGGACCUUAUUCUCAAAAACACCGACCUAGACCUAGGUAUUUCCAAAGCUCCAUGAACCAGAGCACAUCUCACUUCUCCUUUGACUUCUUUUCUGUUAUAGUAACACCUCUGAAAUAAAACUACAUGGUAAAGAGGGCAGAUUAGUUGAAGCGGGAUAAUCAGAUUCAUAAAUUGAUUACAGAUCAUUAAAGAUAUUAACUGUGCUACACUGGGGCAAAAGUGAUUUUCAUCUGAAUGUGUUAGAAUUUCAUAAGCAAAUGAUUACAUUCCUCCUGAGACAAGAGUCACUCAAAAUCAAUAUCUAGCAAAACUCAGUUUUUGAAAAAAGCACUAGUUCAGAAAACAUUAUUUGUACUAAAUCAUAAUUAACAUUGAAAAGUCCACUUAAAAAGUCAAAGGAGUAAGUACAAGGAUAGUCAUGGCAUCAUUGUUUUUGAUAACAAAAAAAUUUAAACAAUUUAAAGGUCUACUCAAAAGAGGACUAGUUAAAAUAUCGUAUAGAAUUAACUAGAAUGCAGCCAUCAAAAACAAUGAUGCCACUCUCUAUACGUUAACAACAACAACAAAAAAGAUCUCCAAGAUAUAAACAAAAAAUAGAAGCAAAUGGCAGAUAUGCAUGUAGUAGAAAGCCAUUUGCGUUCUUAAAGAUCAAGCCUGUAUAACUGGAAAGAUACACAAUAAAUUCAUUGUAGUGAUUCCUUCAGAGAGGGAAACUGUGUGGCUGGGAAAAUGAGACUUACUUUUCCUAUUAAUAUUCUUUUGGCCCUUUUGGAUUUCUGUACCAUUUGAGUGAUUCAAUCAAAUUUUUUAAAAAAAUAAAAAGUCAAGUGCAAACUGUAAGCUUUUAAAGUAUAUAUUUGUA